CGUAAACAAAAUGAUAAUUAUCUUUAUUAAAAUAGUGUAAGAGUUUUUCACGAUUUUUGAAAAUAGUAGCCUGUCAAAGUUGUUACAUUUAUUAUCCUCCGUUUAUACUUGUAAUUUGUAUGAAAGAAAAUGAACAACUAUGACACAUAAUAGCAAAGUACAUUAGCUGUGACACGAUAAACAUAAUUUCCUCAGAUUCUCGAAUACAACUUUACGCGUAGAUUGAGCAUAACCAAUAUGUCAGACGUUAAAAGUCUCGAAUACCCAACGUUAAAGGUUCCUUAUGAACUCCUUAACAAAAAAUUUCGGUUAGCACAAAAAGUCAUAGAUAGGGAAGCUUCGUAUGUACAAACGGCAGCUAAUGAAUUAAUGAAAGAUAAUAAAACUUCUGUUCCUGCUGGGGAGAUGAGUAUACUAUUAGGCGGAGUUGUGGAGAAACUUCAGACUUUAAAAAGAAAAGCACAAGAAUCUAUUGCGGAAGAAUUGCAAGCAGGCAUGGUUUGCAAAAGACGUCUAGAACACUUAAAAGAACAUGCCAAUACUGCUCCAAGUGUUGUGAAUCAGUGGCGGAGACAAAGGCUUGAUAGAAUGCUGAUAGAAUAUUUCCUUCGUAAAGGCUAUUACACAACUGCAACUAAAUUAGCAGACAGUAGCGAACUCAGAGAUUUAACAAAUAUAGAUGUUUUUAUGGUGUCAAGGGAAGUUGAAACGUCUUUAGCAAAUCAUGAAACUGCAAGAUGUGUUGGAUGGUGCUAUGACAAUCGAUCUAAGUUAAGAAAAUUAGGAAGUACCAUGGAAUUCAAUUUACGUGUGCAGGAGUUUAUAGAAUUAGUACGACAGGAUAGAAGGCUUGAUGCUGUCAAGCAUGCUAGAAAAUGUUUUACCAAUUAUGAUCAUUAUCAAUUGCAAGAGAUUCAAUGUUGUAUGGGACAAUUAGCAUUUCCAGCUAAUACAUCUCUCAGUCCAUACAAAGAUUUAUUAGAUGAAAAAAGAUGGGAUAGAUUAAUUGAGCAAUUCAGACAUGAAAAUUAUAGACUUUUCCAAUUGGCAAGUCAAAGUGUUUUUACUGUGGCAUUACAGGCAGGUUUAUCUGCAUUAAAAACACCUCAAUGUUAUAGUGCAAACAAAGAAGGGAGAAACCCAAAUUGUCCAGUGUGCAAUGAAGCUCUUAAUGAAUUAGCUGUCCCAUUGCCUUUUGCUCAUUGUUCACAGUCCAGACUUGUUUGCAGUAUUAGUGGAAAACCAUUAAAUGAAUAUAAUCAACCAAUGAUGAUGCCAAAUGGAUAUGUAUAUGGAGAGCAAGCAUUGGAGAAGAUGGCUCAAGAAAACAAUGGUACAGUAAUUUGUCCAAAAACCAAAGAAGUGUUUCCAUAUAAAAAGAUAGAAAAAGUGUAUUGUAUUUGACGAAGAAUGUAAAUUAGAUGUUUGUAAAAAUUAUUGGUUGCACUUUUUGUCCGAUCAUACGUGUGAAAGUACUCAGAAACUCUGGUACGACUUAUGUGAUUUUUAAAGAUAAGUAAACCUAAAGGCCGGAGAAAAAAUUCUGUAAUCGUCCUUUGAUCACUUGUUAACUCUGAGCUGUGUUAAUAUUAAUGUAAAAGUGAGUUGGCGAAACCGAAUUACAACGACACUUUUCUCUGAUUAGAGGCAAGGCGCAGCGUUGUACUUUUUCCGUAGUCGCUUCCGGUAUGUGUAAACGUAAUCGUAUCGAUUAAGAUGUACUUUUUGCGAAAACGAAGGAGGUGAAUAGAGCAAACGGAGGAAGAAGAAAGGAAGGGAGGAGAAGAAAUUGAAGAUGAAAAUGAAGAGGGAAGAAUGUGAAGAGGGGGUAGAUAAAAGUAUGACAAGAGCAACAUUGUGCAAGUGGAUCAAUCGUACGUAUGGUGUAGUCACCACGAAUAUAGCAGUAAAAUAGAAACUUUUAUAAAACAAGGUAAAAAAAAAAAAAAAAAUGAUGAAGCGAAUAUGAGAACAGAGAAACAAGUAGUACUAUUUAAAUACCAAGUUAUAUGCCUGGUGUGUGUGAGUGUAUAUAUUAUAUACACUGUAUAUGUAAUACGAGAUAUUCGUGAAUGGACAAAGAUUUAAUGGUAACUAGCUCGGCCAAAUAAUGAACCCUAAUCAAAAAAGUACAAAAAAUCGUAAGAGGGAAAUGAUAACGUUUCUGUAUGAGAACGUGUUAUAUUACACAUGUGGUACCGCUUAAAGUUUAGUCUCGUUUUUACUAAUUCUAAUGUAGCCUCUAGUCCUUUUUAGCACUGUCGUUUUUUCUAAUCACAUGCGCAGCAUGUGAUUUAAUUAUUGCGUGAUUAUCUGAAGGGCUCGAUAACGUUCGGAUAGAAGAAUGAUGUUUCACAAGUCAAUUCCAAAAAAAAAUUAGAAAAAAAAGGAAAAAAUGAAAAAAAAAAACAAAUGUUUAACGAAGUAGCGCCGUGUCGAAUGAGCAACGACUUUAUCGUUAUUUUAUACUCUUUUUUUCUGUUUGUUCUUUUACAUUUUUUUAUUUUUUCCUUUCCCCUUGUCCAAUUAUGGCCUCGUUUACGUGAAUUUAAGCGACAAGAGUACACGAUCAUUUUUCAUCUGUUUGAAGAAAAAAAAAAAGAAAAGAAAAAAGAGAAAAGAGCGAAACGUUCUCGGGACACGGCGUUACAUAUGGUGGAAUUAUAAUAUAAAAAGAAGAUCAACAAAAAGAAAAAAAAAAGACACUGAUGGUGUAUUUUCUUUCCCCUCGUUAAUGUGUAAGUGUUUCUCGCUCGUGUUGCCAGAAUUUACUCUUGGCAGGUGAUAAAA
Molecule: messenger RNA, 2790 nt
Organism: Frieseomelitta varia
Lineage: Eukaryota; Metazoa; Arthropoda; Insecta; Hymenoptera; Apidae
Gene: Kaz
Product: E3 ubiquitin-protein transferase MAEA
Exons: 6
Coding region: 238-1404 (388 amino acids)
Biological process (GO): proteasome-mediated ubiquitin-dependent protein catabolic process
Cellular component (GO): nucleus; GID complex; cytoplasm
Molecular function (GO): ubiquitin protein ligase activity; protein binding
Source: RefSeq, a predicted model, not a curated record